AUAUUGAAUCUCAACCGACGUUAGUAGAAGAUGCAAAUAUAAUAUUUGUAAAAAAUAUCAAUGAUCAGGAAGCUCAACCUGCUGAAAAUGAUGGCUUAUUACAUGGACUUGAAUUAUUUUUGGUUACUUUUGGUCUAGGUUGUGCUAUAUUUUUAGCCGCAUUGGAUCAAACAAUC
Molecule: messenger RNA, 176 nt
Organism: Dentiscutata heterogama
Lineage: Eukaryota; Fungi; Glomeromycota; Glomeromycetes; Diversisporales; Gigasporaceae
Source: the annotation of a GenBank genome assembly